Messenger RNA from Larimichthys crocea (large yellow croaker), 4709 nucleotides. RefSeq names its product KN motif and ankyrin repeat domain-containing protein 1. Gene Ontology annotation, biological process: negative regulation of actin filament polymerization. Bases 357 to 4178 code for a protein of 1273 amino acids. Gene Ontology annotation, cellular component: cytoplasm; cytoskeleton. Lineage: Eukaryota; Metazoa; Chordata; Actinopteri; Sciaenidae. The transcript has 12 exons. The record is from RefSeq and is a predicted model, not a curated record. Gene Ontology annotation, molecular function: protein binding.
AGCACCUGUCGGACAUGCUGACAGCCCUCUGCACAUGCGCAGUGGCUGCCCUACUCCUCCUCCUCCUGGCGAGUGAAAACUUGUUUCUUCUCAGGAAUGGCGUUUUCACAGGGAAAAGGUGAAACAGACAGAGGGAAGAGGAGACAGGAGAAACUCGACGAUGCAUUAAUGUCUUUCAGAAAAUACCAUUCGACCUUUCCAAAGGUCCACAAAGCCACUGUGUGACAUUGUUUUUAACUUCUGCAUCACCCGAAGUUUGUUGGUGUAGGUGUUCGCCUUACCUGCACAGAUGUAUUCAAAGUUCUAACUGGAUUUAAAAGGAUUGCUCCAUUAUUGAUGCUAUGUGAAUCAUAUUCAUGGCUCAAGGCAGUUACAUCUUAAGAAAUGUGCCAGGUCAAAGCACUGACGAGUGCGGUCCUAACUUCCCGGGCAUUAACUACAAUUACCAGUCGGACUUGGACUACCUCAAGUGCGUGGACAGUUUUCAACACGGCACCACCAUUAAGCGGCUAAGCCUCAAGAGAAGGCCCAGAGUGGCCAUCAGUAAUGUGGAAAAAACACAGAGUGGCAUUUCAUCCAGUCAGUGGCAUUCUGCAGAAUCACUGUCAUCGUCUAGCAGUGAUGAUACAAGACUACUGGGCAUGUCUUCUACAACCAGAGGUCGACCUCCUCUCCCUCCACCACAUGGUUCCUCAGUGGAAAACAAACCCUUCAGGAAUGAAGGAACAGCAAUGUCUCUCAUGCUUAAUGAGUCCAAGCCUCAGCCUGCUGCAAGGACUCUUGCUUUACAAAGACAAAGCCCGGUACUGGAAAAGACCAUGGAGACACGCAAACACUUGGAUCAAGGGGUGACAAACCAGCCUCCACCUCAACCCCAUCCCCGUCGACGACUCGCCAGCUUUGGAGGCGUAAGCUCCCCCGGGUCACUCUCCCCCUUCACUGGCUUAGGUGCCUAUAACCACAACAACAAUGGGAACAAACCUACUGGUGCAGGAAGUGACAUGCACGUCCACCUUAGCUCAUCCCUGGGCAGUCGUGGCAGUACAGGAUGCCUUAGGCUAAGCCCACAGAGCUCUGGAAGGACCACGCCAGUAUCAGGUCUUGGCCCCAUGCACCUGCAGCAUGUCCGUGACCAGAUGGUAGUAGCUCUGCAGAGGCUGAAGGAGCUGGAGGAGCAGGUCAAAAUUAUCCCUAUCCUCCAGGUGAAAAUCUCAGUCCUUCAGGAGGAAAAGAGGCAACUGGUGUUUCAGCUUAAGAACCAGAGUGGCAAUGAGGACAUAAAUGAUGUGAUCUGGAAGAGAGAGUAUAGCCUGGAAAGGUUCAGGGAGAAUAGUGAUGAAGCGCUUGAGGAUAUGAGAAGUGACUACACUGACCUCAAGGAGUUCAAGCAACUAGCAGAAGAAGUGAAAGCAUUGGAAAGAACCAUCAAAGGCCAUCCUCCACUACAAGACAAGACUAGCAGGUCAGUUGCAGUUGAAACUGAUAAAAAUAUUGCCAGAAAAGAAAACAAAUAUGCGUACACGGAUCAAGUAGAGAUGAGGUCCAUUGCAACAGAGGUGUCUGAAGUUAAUCUUGGAAUCUACGCAGAACGGGAUGCAGAACUCGAUGCUCAACAAGUUCUGAUCGGCGCCUUAAAGGAGAGAAUUUGUCACUUAGAAGCCGAGUUGAAAGAAUCAGCUCUCCAGACGGAGAUGAGCCGUCUAAAACUAGAGCUUCAAGCUGCAGGAGCUAGGAACCGAGCUGAUAAAGCCUCUUUUGCUAGACCAUCCACAGUGAGCACGGGCACCGAGGCGAGGCCUCACACCACAAGCCAAGGAGUGGGCAAUCACACGGAGGUCAGAGAUGCCAGCACAGGAGAGGUAAUACAAGUGAAGACUGUGGGAGUUUCUUGUUGUAGGCCUGAGUUAAAGGAUGUUUGCACAGGACCAGAUGUACCCAUGAGCUACUGGGAGGUCAGGAAGCGAGUGGAGACCAUGGAAAAGGGCGUGGGGAUCCACGUUUUUACAAACACACAAGGAGUUGGGAUGGAGAUAAAAUUAUGUGAUGCAGAAACGAACACAGAGGUACCAGUGGAGAAUUUGCGGUCUAAAAAAGGAAAGAUUAAGUAUAAAUCAGUGGCUUGUGGUGACUGUUCUGUUGAUGUGAUCAUCUGUGAGGCAAAGGAAGUGGUUUCUCAAGGUAUUGCCACAGAUCAAGUCCGAGGAGUGGAUUUAGGAAUCAUGGCAUCGCCCCAAACAGCUUCUCAGCGUACCAACACUGUGUCCAGUUCAGUGUCUCGCUUUACCAACACCAGCCAUGCCUUCAACUCAGACUCCAGCACCAAUACUGUCCUAAAUACCAAAGACAAGCACACUAACACUACUCAGAUUGUUACGAGGACGGUGUCAGUCGGCAACGGGGUCAAAGAUCUAAAACGCUCUCCAGAAACCUGCACAAUCGGUGUUGGAACUGCAAAUAUGAAUUUUGCAAGUGCCUUAAAACGAACACCAGCGACAGUCACAAAGGUAACCAGGGACACUGGAGUUGGAUUCACGAACAUUAAUGAUAAUUUUCUGAUUGGACUGAAAACCCGAAAUAUGGCCUCUGGACCGUCCCAUCUACCUGACCCCAUCAAGACGAGGAGCAUCGGUGUAGGGGAGGGGAGGAUACGGGAUUUGUCAGCUUCACCCGGGAAACCGGACCAGACGUUGCAGCAAUCAUCACAGUCUCAGUGGGACCCUGAGCUAAACCAUUACAUAGAAAAGAUGCACAGGCUCCUCAGAGAGCAUGGGGACCUGCUUACAGAGGAUUGCACUCACCAGAGGGAAGGAUUUGUCCAGCAGCAGAGUAGCCGAGGAAGUGCCAGCUCCAAGCUGUCGUGCAAUAACAAAGCUCCAGUACAGGGAGGACCAAAAGACCAUCCUUUAGAUUCUCAGCCACCUGUCAGCAGAGAGUUCCAGUCCACAUCUCAACUUUCAGUUGACUCUUCUAAGUGUGACAGAGCAAACCCAGGAAUCUGCCAACAGGGUGGCACUGAUUCAGAGGUCAAGAGAAUGAUCCAGAUGUUAGAACAACAGGCGUCCUCCGCUCUGCAAGACAGAUCAACUAAUACUGGUGUGCUGCGGUCUGUGAUGAAGAAACAGAACGGUGACCAAGGCUGUAGCAGCACCAGGAAGAGCAUGAAGUUCAUGAGGGUGACCACAGGACUGGAUCCCAUGGCAUCUUUGGUGCUUCCUGCAGGUGAGAAGGCCAACUCUGAGGAAGCGGAAAGGAAAGGAAACAAAAAAUUGCGGGAACCUUCUCAAGAUGGAACGCAAGCGAAAAAGGGCAAAGGUGGCUCCAACAAAGGGUCAAAGGGGUCCGCGAAAUCACAUGCACACCAAAGGUGCAAGUUAAACGACAAGAUUUUUUCUGCUUGUCAAGCCUUAAAGAUGCACUUGAGUGACAACACGGCUUUAUCUAGCAAGGACGUGCAUGACUGUCUACAAACCCUGCAGCAGGAAUGGUUUUCUGUGUCCAGCCACAAGUCAGCGGCUCCUGACACGGUGGAGGACUACAUGUCUACGUUUCGGGUUAUUUCACCCUCAGUAUUGCAACACGUCGCUAAUAUGGCUGACGGGAACGGAAACACAGCGCUGCACUACAGUGUGUCUCACUCCAACUUUGGCAUUGUCAAGAAACUGCUCGAUGCAGAGGUGUGUAACGUGAAUCAACAGAACAAAGCGGGUUACACACCCAUCAUGCUGGCCGCACUCGCCGCCGUGGAAAGUCCAGAAGACAUGCGAGUCGUGGAGCAGCUCUUCACUAAAGGAGACGUCAACGCUCGGGCCAGCCAGGCCGGUCAGACCGCUCUGAUGCUGGCCGUGAGCCACGGGAGGAUGGACAUGGUGCGGGCGCUCCUGGCACAAGGGGCGGAGGUCAACCUCCAGGACGACGAGGGCUCCACGGCGCUGAUGUGUGCGAGCGAGCACGGCCACGCUGACAUUGUUAAACUACUGCUGGCGCAACCAGACUGCGACGCCACCCUGACUGACAGUGAUGAGAGCACGGCCCUGUCCAUUGCUCUGGAGGCAGGACAUAACGACAUCGCAGUCCUCCUUUAUGCACAUGCCAACUUCUCCAAAGGACAGACUGGAGCGGCUGCACGGCACAGCGGCAAGUCUCUCUCCUCCUCUGCCGGUAGAAAUGGCUUCGAAUGAGGUGACGCUCCGUCACGGAUGAAUGGAUGCUUCUCACAUCUAAUGCAUGAGGUGAUUCAGUAACACGGGGGUCAGUUUCAAAACUUGUAGUUGGAUAUCAGGUUUCAUUAUUCUCCUUUUGAUGAUGGUUCCUAGUGUAGCAUAGCAUUGCAUGAGUGUAUUAUAUUAUAUCUCAGCAGGUGAUAUAUGCAUGGCAGAGUAUAUUACUAUUCUGUGUUCAUUCAGAGAUCACGGUUAAUUGUUGUAUCCUGCAGUAACGCAUGGCGACGCUACGAUUUUAUAACUGCAGAAGACAAAUAUAGUAUCAGAGGUAUACGGUACAUUAUCAUCAGACCCAGAGAGGUGUGAGCAAAUAUGCAAAUGAAGAAAAAAAAAGAUGUUAAAUAGUUAAACGCUUGAUUUUGUUACUUAAUUUAGGAAAACUAGGUGAAUUUUGUACAUCCACGACUGAUUUAUUUGUAUUUAUAAGAUGGUACUUUUGCUGUAUCUGUACUGCUUUUACUCCAAGAGUCAUGAUAAAUGUUUUAAACA